AGGGCGAAUAUUUAUGUUGGGGGAGGGGGAACUAUAUCCCCCCCCCCGGGUCCGCUGCAUAUGUGGGAGUAAAAGUGCUAGCUCUGCAGGUGAAUCCGAAAAGGUGAGAGGGGACGAGCGAGGAGAGAGGAGCGGCUGUCCCAAAGGCGAAGAGAACAUCCCGAAAAGAGGAGGCACGGCAGAGAUGACACCUGUCACUCGUCAAGAAGUCCUGAGCCUUUACCGCAAAGUAUUCCAAAUAGCCAAAACAUGGCAGUCAGCAUCUGGACAGAUGAAAGAGACGGAGAAAGAAAAACAGUAUAUUAUCAGCGAAGCUAAAACGUUGUUCCGGAAGAAUCGAAAUCUAACAGAUCCCGAGCUGAUUAAACAAUGCGUAGAGGAGUGCAAGGCGAGAAUAGAGCUCGGACUUCAUUAUCGCAACCCAUAUCCAAGGCCUAUUCAUUUGCCACCCAUGGGCCUCGCCCUGCCACAAGCCCGGGCGUUUCGCCAUCAGGAGAAGCUAAGGAAAAUCUCUAAACCAGUUUAUUUGAAAUCUCACGAUGAAAUUUCAUAGCCCCCUAAUCAAGCUGGGGUUGAUAUCGUCAAAGGCUAUCUGGCUGAUGCACUUGGCAUGAAGGACAGGCGAAAAUGAAAUUGGUAUGGUUACCACCGGGUGAUUUUUUGGAGGGGUUUUGUUUCCAAGGUUCGGGACUCCACUUGGUCCCAAGGAGAGAGGAUAAGGAUGAGCUAAAAUUGCCCUCUGUGAAAGAAAGCAGCAUUGUGGGAAAAUAAAGAUAUAGGGAAAAAAAACUCAGGAUCUCUGACCAGCCUUUUGUUGUACUUGGCUACAUAACCUCAUGUGCUAUUGAUAUAUAUAUUGCAGGAAGAAGUUCAACUAGCUGAGGAAUUCUCUCUUGAAUGCAAGCUGUGUGUUUGUUUGUUUGUGUCUGUGUAUUAUAAAUGCCCAUUUUGGUGGGGAGGGGGUGGCUGAUGCUAUAACAUUUGGCAAGUAAGUCCUGGAGUGGCUUAUUUUAAUUCUUUCAUUUCUUUACUUUGAUGAAAGCUCAAAGCAGCCACAAAAGGGGACGUUGGGAAUAUAAAAGUUAGUUCCAGGAGCUAAAAUUUUUAUUUUAUUCUCUUUUGAAAGGGGAAAGCAUGGUUUUCAGCCUUCCUUUCCCAACCAUGGAGCAAUGCUGCCAUCUCGUGGCCAACGAAAAGUGGUGCACAGAACAUCUUUUUCGUCCCUUUUUUUUAAGCAUUUUUAUGAACCCGAAAGGUGAGGUCGGAUUCACACGAGCCUCCCCGCUUUGUGACUGAUUCACACGUGACUGGGGGUUUGCACUGUGCAUUGAACUGGCUACUAAACCAUGCAGAAGGGUAGGCUCCAGCAAAGGAAUCUGAUCAUUGUUUUAUUAAUCAACCUUUUGUUAUAUCAUCUCCCAAGUGGGCUCCUGCUUUAUGUGGCUCUGAGUUCAAAUCCUCAUCACGUCCUUGGCAAAAUCAUCUCAUUAAUAAACGUUUUAUGUGUUAA
Crotalus tigris (Tiger rattlesnake) is the source of this 1510-nucleotide messenger RNA. RefSeq names its product LYR motif containing 1 (gene LYRM1). The transcript has 4 exons. Gene Ontology annotation, cellular component: mitochondrion. The coding region runs from base 14 to 553 and encodes 179 amino acids. Lineage: Eukaryota; Metazoa; Chordata; Lepidosauria; Squamata; Viperidae. The record is from RefSeq and is a predicted model, not a curated record.